Molecule: messenger RNA, 372 nt
Organism: Neospora caninum
Lineage: Eukaryota; Apicomplexa; Conoidasida; Eucoccidiorida; Sarcocystidae
Product: Zgc:56049, related
Exons: 3
Coding region: 1-372 (123 amino acids)
Molecular function (GO): GTP binding; GTPase activity
Source: RefSeq, a predicted model, not a curated record
AUGGCGAUGCUCGAAGAAAAUUUCGACAAAUCCGUCAAGGUCAUAAUUGUAGGAAACGGCACCGUCGGAAAAUCAUCGUUGAUCGCCAGAUUUGCUGAUGGCAAAUACACCAGCGAUUACAAAAAAACCCUCGCCGUUGAUUUCAUCGAAAAAACUCGGCAAAUAAAAAAGAAAGACGGCGGGGACGAUACUGUCACAUUCUUCCUUUGGGACACGGCAGGACAAGAGGAAUACAACAGCAUCACUCGGGCGUACUACCGAGGAGCACGCGCCGCCAUAAUUGUCUUUUCUACAACUGACCGAGCUAGCUUCCAUGCAGUUCGAGAGUGGCACAGACAUGCAAAACUAACGAGGUUCACCAUGUUCCCAUAA